AUGGUGUCCUGCGUUGGCGUUAGGAGCCUUCAGUCUGCAUCCUACCGAAAGCCGACCAAAGUGGUCGAGCUGUUAAUAGGUUAUGAAAAUGGUACUGUAGUAUUCUGGGACUUGAAAUCUAAACGAGCAGAACUGAGACUUUACUAUGAUGAGGCUAUUCAUUCAAUUGAUUGGCAUCAUGAGGGCAAACAGUUCAUGUGCAGCCAUUCAGAUGGUAGCUUGACUUUAUGGAAUCUGAAAAGCCCAAGUCGCCCUUUCCAGACCACUAUUCCACAUGGAAAAAGUCAAAGGGAAGGAAGAAAAUCUGAAUCUUGUAAACCAAUUCUUAAAGUAGAGUAUAAGACCUGCAGGAAUAGUGAACCAUUCAUAAUAUUCUCUGGUGGGCUGUCCUAUGACAAAGCAUGCAGAAGACCAAGUUUAACUAUCAUGCAUGGAAAAGCAAUUACAGUACUUGAAAUGGAUCAUCCUAUUGUUGAAUUUCUUACUUUAUGUGAAACACCAUAUCCAAAUGAAUUUCAAGAACCCUAUGCUGUUGCAGUACUUCUGGAGAAAGAUCUCAUUGUAGUUGAUCUGACACAAAGCAAUUUUCCAAUCUUUGAAAAUCCAUAUCCCAUGGACAUUCAUGAAUCACCAGUUACAUGCACAGCAUAUUUUGCUGAUUGCCCUCCAGAUUUGAUCCUAGUACUCUACUCUAUAGGAGCCAAGCAUAAAAAACAAGGAUACAGUAAUAAGGAAUGGCCUAUCAGUGGAGGAGCAUGGAAUCUUGGAACACAAACAUAUCCAGAAAUUAUUAUUACUGGUCAUGCAGAUGGAUCAAUAAAAUUUUGGGAUGCUUCUGCAAUAACUCUGCAGAUGCUGUACAAGCUAAAAACUUCAAAAGUGUUUGAAAAACAGAAGGUAGGAGAAGGCAAACAAACAUGUGAAAUUGUAGAGGAAGAUCCAUUUGCCAUUCACAUGAUUUACUGGUGUCCAGAGAGCAGAAUAUUUUGUGUAUCAGGAGUCUCUGCCUAUGUCAUAGUUUAUAAAUUCAGCAGACAUGAAAUUACAGCACAAAUAGUGUCAUUAGAGGUACGACUUCAAUACGAUGUUGAAGAUAUUAUUACCCCUGAACCAGAAACAAGUCCUCCGUUUCCAGAUCUCUCAUCCCAACUUCCUUCUUCAAGGAGUCUUUCCGGGAGUACCAACACUGUGGCUAGUGAAGGAGUAAUAAAGGACAGUAUCCCAUGUCUCAAUGUUAAGACACGACCAGUUCGAAUGCCUCCAGGAUAUCAAGCAGAUCUUGUUAUUCAGUUGGUGUGGGUAGAUGGUGAACCUCCUCAGCAGAUUACUAGUCUUGCUGUAAGCUCAGCAUAUGGAAUAGUUGCAUUUGGAAACUGUAAUGGGUUAGUCAUAGUAGAUUUUAUCCAGAAGACAGUACUGUUAAGCAUGGGGACCAUUGACCUAUAUAGAUCAACUGACCUAUACCAGCGGCAACCAAGGUCUCCUCGAAAGAACAAGCAAUUCAUUGCAGACAACUUUUGCAUGCGUGGCCUGUCUAACUUUUAUCCUGAUUUAACGAAACGGAUCCGUACUUCCUAUCAGA
This is a messenger RNA of Castor canadensis (American beaver), 1582 nucleotides long. Lineage: Eukaryota; Metazoa; Chordata; Mammalia; Rodentia; Castoridae. The record is from RefSeq and is a predicted model, not a curated record.